UACUGUGAAGUUCUCCAAAGUCUUACUUUCUCCAGAAAUUCUAUUUCUGCUUAUUUAACUGAAAGAAAGAUUCUCUCAGGAGAGCCACCUCUUCUGAGGCUGUAUGGGCUUCAUUCUGCUUGAACUUACAGAAGAUAUAAAUCGAUCUUGAUAAAAAGGAAGUAUUUGCCAAAUUUUUAUCAUGCUUAUAUUUUUGUACUUUUUAAAAUGUCCCAUGUUGUGUUGAGUUCAUUAACACCGAGUGAACCUGCGGACCCCGCGCGGCCACUACGAUCAGAGCGAGGCCGGUGAGUGACCCCGGCCCAGAGCGCUGGUCACGACCCCUCCCCGCCCCACGGACAGCCCGAGUCGCCGGGAGUCUCCGAGUCCAAGAUCCACCCCCAGGCUGCGGGACCCGCCCAGACCCUCGACCCGGCAGAAACUCGGGCGCCUUUACCCGGUUUCAUUUUCAGUUUAGGCAAAAAUCCCCGCGGGUUGGUGGCGCGGGGACAGGGGACUUUUGCCUAAACUGAAAAUAGGCGGAGCUGACGCAAGGGCGGGGCCAGGGUCUCACACCUUCCAGAAGAUGUAUGGCUGCGACCUGGGGCCGGACGGGCGCCUCCUUGGCGGGUAUAACCAGUUCGCCUACGACGGCAAGGACUACCUCUCCCUGAACGAGGACCUGUGCUCCUGGACGGCCGCCGACGCGGCGGAUCAGAUCACCCAGCGCAAGUGGAAGGCGGCCAAUGCGGCUGAGGAGAUGAGAGCCUACCUGGAGGGCAGGUGCCUGGAGUCGCUCCUCAGAUACCUGGAGAACAGGAAGGAGCCGCUGCAGCGUGCGGAGCCCCCCAGGACACAUGUGACCCCUCACCCCAUCUCUGACCAUGAGGCCACCCUCAGGUGCUGGGCCCUGGGCUUCUAUCCUGCGGAGAUCACACUGACCUGGCAGAGGGAUGGGGAGGACCAGACCCAGGACAUGGAGCCUGUGGAGACCAGGCCCACAGGGGAUGGAAACUUCCAGAAGUGGGUGGCUGUGUUGGUGCUGUCUGAAGAGGAGCAGAGAUACACAUGCCAUGUGCAGCACGAGGGGCUGCCCGAGCCCCUCACCCUGAGAUGGGAGCCAUCUCCCCAUCCCACCAACCCCAUCAUGGGCAUCAUUUCUGGCCUGGCUGUCUUUGGAGCUGUAGUCACUGGAGCUGUGGUCGCUGCUGUGAUGUGGAGGAAGAAUAGCUCAAAUAAAAAAGGAGGAAGCUACUCUCAGGCGGCAAGCAGCGACAGUGCCCAGGGCUCUGAUGUGUCUCUCAUGGCUUGUAAGGUGUGAGACAGCUGCCUUGUGUGGGACUAAGAGGCAAGAUUUAUCCACACCUUCGAUUUGGGACAUCAAGAACCCUGACUUCUCUUACUGCAAAGGCAUCUGAAUGUGUCUGUGUCACUAUAUGCAUAAUGUGAGGAGGUGGGGAGACCAGCCCAGCCCCGUGUCCACCCUGACCCCUUCCACAUGCUGACCUGCAUUCCUUCCCUGAUCACCUUUCCUGUUCCAGAGACCUGGGGCUGGAAUGUCUCUAUCUCUGUCUCAACUUCAUGGUGCAGUGAGCUGUAACUUCUUACUUUCCUAUUAAAAUUAGAGUCUGAAUGUAAUUUACUUCUUGAAAUUAUUUCCAUGAGACAUUGAUGGGUUAAUUAAAGGAGAAGAUUCCUGAAAUUUGAGAGACAAAAUAAAUGGAAGGCCUGAGAAA
Molecule: messenger RNA, 1715 nt
Organism: Callithrix jacchus (white-tufted-ear marmoset)
Lineage: Eukaryota; Metazoa; Chordata; Mammalia; Primates; Cebidae
Source: RefSeq, a predicted model, not a curated record